AUGCGCCUCCACGCAAGCCUCCCGUACGGCUCAACAGCAGCUAACACACCGCGAAGCACCAUGUCUCCCCGAACGGUGAUCCCGAUCGACAAGAACUGGCAGUUCAGACAGGCCGAUAAGGAAGACAGCAAGCUCCUCGCCGUCAGCCAGUUCCCGACCAACGUCCAUCUAGACCUCAUCCACCACGGCGUCAUCCCCGACCCCUUCAUCGGCAAGAACGAGCUCGACGUGCAGUGGAUCGGCGAGGCGCAAUGGCUGUACAAGACCACCUUUGCCUCCGAGACCGUACCGGACGACGCCAAGGCGGUGCUGGCUUUCGAUGGUCUCGAUACGUUCGCGACUGUCGUGCUUAACGGCAAGACCAUCCUCGAGACAGACAACAUGUUCACUCCGGAGCGGGUCGACGUCACGUCGGUGCUGAACAAGGAUGGGGACAAUGAGCUCGAGAUCACCUUCGACAGCGCCUACCUUCGGGGCUGGAAGCUCGUGGAGAAGUAUCCCGAUCACAAAUGGGGCUGCUGGAACGGCGACAACUCGAGAUUGGCCGUCCGCAAAGCUCAAUACCACUGGGGCUGGGAUUGGGGCCCGACGCUACUCACCUGCGGUCCUUGGCGACCCAUCAACCUCGAAAUCUACGAAUCCCGUCUUUCCGACCUCUACUUCCAGACUACCGUCGACGACUCUUUGAAGAGCGCCAAGGUCGUCGCCCACGCCGCGAUCGAGGGAAAGGCGUCCAGGGUCCGCUUCGACGUCUCUCUCGACGGCAAAUCCGUCGCCUCCGAGACCGUAGCAGCAGAAGCCGACUCCGACGUCGCCGCGACCUUUCACAUCCAAGACCCGGCGCUUUGGUACCCCGUCCGAUACGGCAAGCAGCCUCUGUACACAGUCACCGCGACCCUCGUCUCCGGAGACUCGGAAGUCGACACGCUCUCCAAGAAGAUCGGUCUCCGCAAGGCCCAGCUCGUCCAGCGCCCCGUCAAAGACCAGCCCGGGACCUCCUUCUUCUUCGAGGUCAACAACGUCCCCAUCUUCUGCGGCGGCAGCGACUGGAUCCCCGCCGACAACUUCAUCCCCCGCAUCACCAAGGAGCGCUACUACGACUGGAUCCGCCUCCUCGCCGACGGGAACCAGUUCAUGGUCCGCGUCUGGGGCGGCGGCAUCUACGAGGAACAGGCCUUCUACGACGCCUGCGACGAGUACGGCAUCCUCGUGUGGCAGGACUUCAUGUUCGGCUGCGGCAACUACCCGACCUGGCCCGACCUCCUCAAGUCCAUCGACAGGGAGGCCAGGGAGAACGUCAAGAUGCUCCGCCACCACCCGUCCAUCGUCAUCUGGGUCGGCAACAACGAGGACUACCAGUACGCCGAGAGCGAGAAGCUCACCUACGACCUCGCCAACAAGGACGAGGAGAGCUGGUUGAAGACGGACUUCCCCGCGCGCUACAUCUACGAGAAGAUCCUCGUCGACGCCUGCAAGGACCUCACGCCGGACGUCUACUACCACUUCGGCUCCCCCUGGUCCGGCGAGGACACCCGCGACCCGACCGUCGGCGACCUGCACCAGUGGAACGUCUGGCACGGCACGCAGGAGAAGUACCAGAACUUCGACAAGCUCGUCGGCCGCUUCGUCUCCGAGUUCGGCAUGGAGGCGUUCCCCUCGGUCAAGACCAUCGACGCGUUCCUCCCGAGGGGCAAAGACGACCCGGACCGCUACCCGCAGUCGUCCACCAUCGACUUCCACAACAAGGCCGACGGCCACGAGCGCCGCAUCGCGCUCUACCUCGUCGAGAACUUCCGCUACGCGCCCGACCCGCUCGAGCACUUCGUCUACUGCACGCAGCUCAUGCAGGCCGAGUGCCUGGCCUCGGCCUACCGCCUGUGGAAGAGGCAGUGGAAGGGCCCCGGGCGGGAGUACUGCGGCGGCGCGCUCGUGUGGCAGAUCAACGACUGCUGGCCCGUCACGUCGUGGGCCAUCUGCGACUACUACCUCCGGCCGAAGCACGCGUACUACACCGUCAAGCGCGAGAUGGCGCCCGUCUCGAUCGGGAUCACGAGGACGGAGCACAAGCACGCGAGGGACAAGUACACGCGCGUGGACGUCGAGGUGAAGCACCGGGUCGAGAUCUGGGGGUCGAACCUGAUGCUGGAGGACUUGACGGUGGAUUGUGUUGUGAAGGCGUGGGAUGUCGAGACGGGCGAGGAGACGUACGCGGAGACGGUGCACAGCGGGUUCUUGCUUCCGGAGAACAGGUCGACUGAGAUUGCGGCGUUUGAAGUCCCCGCGAGGGAGAAGGGCGACGAGGCUAGGACCGUCGUCGCGGCGUACCUCGUGAGAGAUGGUAAGCAGAUCGCGAGGUACGUCAACUGGCCGGAGCCGUUGAAGUACCUGCACCUGCAGAAGCCGAAGGAGUUGAAGGCUGAGCUGGCCGGUGGGGUGGUCAAGGUCAGUGCAGAGGUUCCUGUCAAGGGUGUCGCGUUGGAAUGUGAGGAUGAUGGGGUCGUGUUUGCGGAUAACCUGGUUGAUGUUGUUCCCGGGGAGGUUGUCGAGAUCGGGGUCAAGGGGGCAAAUGAUGGCACUGUCAUUGAGACGAGAUAUUUGGGCAUGCUCAACUGA
Colletotrichum karsti is the source of this 2613-nucleotide messenger RNA. Its product is annotated as glycosyl hydrolase family 2. Lineage: Eukaryota; Fungi; Ascomycota; Sordariomycetes; Glomerellales; Glomerellaceae. Gene Ontology annotation, molecular function: beta-mannosidase activity. The coding region runs from base 1 to 2613 and encodes 870 amino acids. The transcript is spliced from 2 exons. Gene Ontology annotation, biological process: glycoprotein catabolic process; carbohydrate metabolic process. The record is from RefSeq and is a predicted model, not a curated record.